Saccostrea echinata is the source of this 3156-nucleotide messenger RNA. Its product is annotated as fibronectin type III domain-containing protein 2-like. The record is from RefSeq and is a predicted model, not a curated record. Lineage: Eukaryota; Metazoa; Mollusca; Bivalvia; Ostreida; Ostreidae. The coding region runs from base 146 to 2134 and encodes 662 amino acids. The transcript is spliced from 7 exons. Gene Ontology annotation, biological process: axon guidance. Gene Ontology annotation, molecular function: protein binding; transmembrane-ephrin receptor activity. Gene Ontology annotation, cellular component: neuron projection.
GAAACAGUUCCGGUGAUGAAAAGGAGGCGCUCUUCAUAGGGGACUGGACAUUUAAUUUCGGUUUUUAAAUUAAUUUGUUUUAUAUAAAUAAAAAUUAUUAUCGAUUUUUUAAAGGAUUAACAGCAACAUCAAAAAACUUUCCAAAAUGUGGAAUUCUCUGGGAUUAACUAUAGUGACAAUCUGUGUUUGUGUACAUCAGUUGUCGGCUCAGCAACAACAGAAACUGUUAGCCAUCAAUGGACAUUUGAAAAACAUUAUAGCUAAUGCUCAGAUGUUACAAGCUGUUGUUCAAGCUGAAUUGGGACAAAACAUCCCCAAUCCUCCUGUUAAUACUAAUGCAGUAUAUUCAAGCUUCCUUGAGGAGGUUGAACUUAGACUCAAAUCCCUAGAAGAUAAUACUGCACAACUGCAGAUGCGUAUGGGAUCUUCAAAUCCCAACUGUCCACAAGCCACCCCUCCCCCUCCACCUACAAAUGUCGUUGUGGAGUCGGCCACAAUGGACAAUGUGUCCUCCAUCGUUGUUAGGUGGGAUCCUCCCAACCCCGUCCCAGACAAUCUUCAGUAUAAGGUGUACUUCUCCGCUGUUGACGAGACAGGGUAUCAGCCUCAGGGAGAGGUUGUUUUCAGGAUCUGUGACUCUACCCAGACUAGUGCUUCUAUUACGGAUCUAGCUCCACGUUCUAAGUACCAAGUCCGUAUUGGAACCGUUGCUGGCAUUGUUUCUGAAUCUUCUAGUGCCCCAGAAUUUGUGGAAACUCCUGAUAUCAUUCCAAGCGCACCAACGAUUAUGGUCAUCGAGCCCAAAAAUCCCAACACCGUGUACUUGCAAUGGGAUCCCCCCGCAGUCGCCGGAAGAAUUACUGAUUACGUAAUUUACUAUAAAGAAGAUGGAGAUGCUACUGAAAUGAUGGAGGUUGUAUCUCAGCAACCUAAAAUGAAACUUAACUUCUAUGUCAGUGAUCUGUCUGAAGGUACCCGGUACGUUAUGCAAGUAGCAGCUCGGUCAAACAACGGAGAGGGUGACAGGAGUAUACCAAGGGAGGUCUUCACGAUUGAUUUCAACCCACCUCAUCCACUGAACUUGAAUUGUACAUCUCUGAAUAAAACAGCGGUCAUUCUCACAUGGGAACCACCUAUUCUUCUUCCCACGGACGGUAUAAUCCGCGGAUAUAACAUAAACUACACAGAUAGCAGGUACAGAGAAUUCUAUCUAUAUAAGUCAAAGGAUGCCACGGUGACACAAGCUGUUAUCGAUGGCCUGGAACCCGCUACUGUCUAUUACUUUCAAGCGUCUUCAAGAACCAGAAAAACGUUCGGAGGAGGCGGAGCUGUAGUCAUGUGUCAAACAAAGGCUGAUGUGCCAACAGCUCCCAGAAGUGUCCAGUUGGAAUUAUCCCGCGGAGAUCCUCCACAACUGACAAUGAGAUGGAUCCCCCCACAACAUACUUACGGACCUCUGGUAAACUACACACUACACUGGGGAGUUAAAAACGGCGCUUUGAGGAAAGAAAAAAUUGAUCCAACCAGAUUAAGAUGGAUUUCCGAUUUCUUAGAUGACGACACAGUUCACGAAUUUAAACUUUAUGCUGUUAAUAAUGUUGGAUUCGGAGAACCAGCUAUUCAGGUUCGCAAAACCCCAAAACGAGAGACUAUAGUACCACCAAAUGUUACUGUCGAUCGUGUGAAGGGAGAAAACAACACCACAAUGCUGAGAGUUAAAUGGGAUCCGCCUCUUCAACCCGUGAAAGGAUACGAUAUUCUAUACAGAAAGUUUGAAUGGGUAUACAGUGGUAGAUGGAAGUUGAAGGAAAUAGCCGAUCCUACUUCCUUAAUGACAGAAAUCAUCGUCAACAAACCAGAAAACUCAUUUAUUGUCGUUGUACAAGGCAAACCCGGUAGGCGACAACAACCCCAGUACCCUCCGAUAAAUCCGUUCGGAAAUCCCAUGGGAGGUAAUAUGGGACAGCCCAUGAAUAGGGGAGGUCCAAACGGUGCCAUGAUGGGAGGACAGAAUCCAUUUCAAAGUGGCAAUGUUCGAAUGCAAGGUAACCAACAGCCUGGGCCGGCUGUUUCCAUGUCUCAGCCCAUGAUUCCAGGGCAGCCAGGAGGUUUUUCACAAAAUUUUAGGCCUUAAGCUAGAGAGAUCUAGAUAUGAUGUAUCAAAAUUUCGAAAAGUUAUUGAUGUCAAAAAUUCAUAACACAUCAUGUAAUGAAAAGAACUCAUAUAAAACAUUUUCAACUUGGGUUGCAGCAACAAUCAUUCUUUGUGACGUGUGUAAGGAUUAUAUCUUGCAGUUAGUAAUACAUUUUACAAUAGCCCUAAAACAUAAACUACCAUAUGUAAACGUGUUUCAGCGUAAUCAAAGUGAAGCUAAAAUGAACCUCGAAGACUAUUUUUGGCCUAAUUUAGCAUUCUCAGUUUUCCCUGUGAAACUCUUCAAAAUUUUAUGCCCUUGAAGCGAAAACAUGACGUCACACGGAUGAACUGUUUAGGUUAAAUAGUAAUAAAAAAAAGAAAUGAAUAAUGUAAAUAUAAACAUCAAACGAUGAGUUUUUAAAAAUGAUUUACAAAAUAUAAAGGUUACAUACAAAUUUUUCAUGUCGCUUUGCAGCAUCAAGUACCAAAUAUAUUAUUGUAAUACUUUUAAUAUGAUUAUAAUUCACUUACUAACACUCCCUCGAAAAUAUGAAUUACACUAAAAAAAAUACGCAUUCUAGCUUUAACAAAAAUGAAAACUGAUUUUAAUAUACAGUUUUAGAGUCAAUGUAUUUAUAUGUGCUUGCAACAAGAUUUUCUUUUUGCAUGACCUUAUACAACAUUGCUUUAAAUGGUAUUGAAAUCUGAUUUUGACGUUAUUUUUUCAGGGUAAUCAUCCAAUCAUUAACUUCUCUGGAGUCUGAAAAUUACCCCAUUAAUUUCAUUUAUUCUACAAAUGAUGUCAGACACGUAUAAUAAUCUACUGGUGAUGUAAAUCCGAGAGUGUAAUAUUAUGUGGAGUUAUCUGACUUGAGCCAGACACAAUUAUACCCAUGAACGAGUUAACUAUACUAUUAAAUUACCGAAUAUAUCUUGUAAAAAAGAGAGAUCUGCUUAUGAUAUUUGGUGCAUUGUUGAGCUCUGGAUCAGAUGAAAAUAAAAUCACUUUUUAAAUUUAA